Molecule: messenger RNA, 3061 nt
Organism: Gamsiella multidivaricata
Lineage: Eukaryota; Fungi; Mortierellomycota; Mortierellomycetes; Mortierellales; Mortierellaceae
Product: NUC188 domain-containing protein
Exons: 10
Coding region: 473-3004 (843 amino acids)
Biological process (GO): tRNA 5'-leader removal
Cellular component (GO): ribonuclease MRP complex; nucleolar ribonuclease P complex
Molecular function (GO): protein binding
Source: RefSeq, a predicted model, not a curated record
CUCGAGCGACUCUACUCAGGAAAAACCACGACGCGGUUAUAAUUUUUUUGCAACUAGCACUUGGAGAUCUUUCCUUCCAACCAAUGCAACUCGCGAGAGCAACACGAGAAGAUGGCUCGGUAGGGGGUGAUUCAGCCGACUUCUUAAGAGAUUGUAUGCAUUCGCGGUUAUGGAUAUUGCAGCAGUUACAGAUCGAUACGACGCCUGAUGGUCCCUAAGCGAGGAUCAAGCGUACGUUGGAGCGAAGAGAUAGUAUUUGUCGCGAUACAGGCACAUCAUGGCACUGUAGUGAUGGAGGACAUCCUUUGCCGCGCACAGCACAAAAUCGCACUGGCCGGCUCCAAUAUUCAGCGUGGACCUGAGGACUGUUAUCACAUAUCCUAUCAAGCCACAGAGGAAUCGAAAACACGGUUGCUGAGAACCUUGCUUUUGACCUCCAAGCUCCAUCCUCGGCAUCAAUACCAUCACUACAAUGGACAAAGGGAAUAGCAACAAGCGGCCAGGCUCGUCUGAAGCCUCGGGGAAGGAUAAGAAACGAGCUAGGAUGCAGCAAGCGCGUUCUAUCUCGACCCAAGGUUCGCCCUCACCAUCCCAUCAGAGUCCAGUGGCGUCUACAGGCGGCGCAGGCUCGUUGAAGGCCGUAAGGACGUUGGAUGUCGUCAGCUUCGCAGAGGCACGCGCUUUCGAAAUUAAUGCGAUGCACACAGCUAUGGAAAGAUCAAAGGAUUCGGCAGUGCAGAGGGCCUUCCAGAGUUUGCCCCGCAACCUAAGGCGUCGUGCUGCGAGUCAUAAUAUUAAGCGGCUGCCAGUUCGUCUUCGCCAACGAGCAAUGAGAGAGGUUGAGUCCGAUCCAGUAAAGAAAGGAAAGAAACCGGAUAAUCGACACAAGAAGAGGCGGCCAGGAACUAUCGCACAGGAGUAUCUCAGGAGACAGGGGACGAAGCGAUGGCUAGAAACACAUAUCUGGCACGCCAAGAGAAUGAAGAUGGUCGAGAUCUGGGGAUACAAGCUGGCAGAACAUUCGAAUGAGCAUGGAAUCAAGUCGGCGUACAAAUCGAGCCACUAUCAAUGUAUCCUCCAGGAUUCGUCAUAUAACGGAUGCUUGGAAAUUAAAGGAAACAAGAGGCACAUUGUAGAAGUCUUUGACCAUCUACUGGAUCCGUCAGCACCAACUGUGGGAAGUGCAAGAUACAUCACAGGAACAAGGCAGUUCACGUUACAACUUUAUGGCCUCGAUAGUUUCCCACACAGAAUGAUUGCGCCCGCUAUGUUUCUCUGGAGGCAUGAUAAUGCUAAUAGCAGCGGAAUGGAUAUUGACGAGCUAUCCAAAGAAGGCCAACUUUGGAUGUGGGUGCACCCCUCAGCUUUUGAGCAUGCAAAGACGGUUGUCCAGGAGGCGAUCGCGAAAGCAGGCAGGGUAAACAGCGUUAAUGCUGUUGAUCUGGAGAAUUCACUGGUGAUGUUUGAUUUCACAGGACCUCGCUCGACUGCUCUGCUGCAAGCUGUCCUCAAGCCCUCCAAAUCAGACGCUGCGGCACAGUACGGGGAGGCACACAAGGCAUGGGAGACCCUUUCCAGUUUGAGAACUUCCUCCUCACUCCCUCCAGGUAUUGUCCUUGGUCUUCUGGUGGACGACCCUCGACUAACGUUUCCACACAAGGCUGAGCCUAGACCGGCCUCUAUACCCGUAGCCCUGGGCAAAAGCCUACAGGAUAUCACCACAAAUUGGCCCACCAACGUUGCCAGGUCAUCAAUUUGGGAUUCUCAGGAACGCGAGCAUCUUCUGAGCUCCAUGACCCCAGAAGCCAAGCUGAAUGAGCGUCGUGCACAAAAUCUGGUACCUGGAACAAAGCUCUCUCCAACAGAAGCCGACUCUUGUAUCCCAGUGCUGUUGCUUCAACGAGAAGGGAAACCACAGAUCCGACGCGCACCUGGUGGCAGCAGCAGCGAAUACGAGUGUGGGUGGAGCUUGAUUCUACCCAAGGGCUGGGCAAUGCCGUUCUGGAAGAGCAUGAUCUUUGCGGGCGCGCGGCCUGGAGGGCUAAGAGAGCGACGGAGCUUUCAUUUUGAGACGCGUCAGUCAUGUUUCCCUUACGACUUUCCUAGCACUGCGGCGUAUCUCGCGUAUGCAGACGAGUACAAGAAGGAGGCACAGGCCAAGUACGACCGCAAGCCUAUCCCCAAGAGGAUCAACUAUGCAAAGCUGGGGGUGCAUGAUCCUUUUGAGGCAGCAUGGAUCAAAGCGCUGCAAGCAGGAAUCAAGACGCUAGGCGGGGACGAGAGCACGUUGGCGGCUUUGGAUGAACAUAGGGUAUGGCUACUGCAAACGCCAAAACUGAUCGCAGCCAUAACGGACGCCGCACGCGCAGCCGGUAGUGGGACCCCGGAGGAAAUGGCCUCAGAGUUGACUGUGGAGUCACUGAAUGGUAUCUUGAACGAGUGCUUGCAGAGACUACUUAGACCAACCGUAACAUCGCUCACAGAUCGGCCUUCGCUUCGUGUAGACGAGGCGCUUAUCCGAGUUGGCAUCGAUUUCUUGAAUCGGGGGACUAUUGGGAUGAACGGCAUGGUAUAUGCUAUCCCAGAGAAGCACUAUAAGCAAUGGGCUGCACGCGUCCAGCUGAAGGGCAAGAGGACACUGGAGGGGCACCCUCGCAAAGAGAAGAAGGUCAAAUCUUGGGUAGACUCUGACAGCGACGACGAGGAGGACAAGGAAGAGGACGAUACCGACCUUGACGAUCUUGAGAUGGCACUACCUCCGUCAGAGACACUUCUUGGAUAUGUGACUACAGGACAGUACUGCUACAGCGAGGGAAAGAGUUAUGGUAUCGGAUGUUGUUCUGCAACCGGACUAGCACAUGUCAUUGCGGCGGAGACUAGACAGCGGCUGGAGCUUCAAAAGAGCGCAGUAGGGACGCCUCUAAAGGUCCCCAGGAUGCUUGUACUCGUGCGAAGCGUUCGGAGCAAGGCGUCCCGGCUUGCGAAGCUGACGGUCCUGUCAUAGCAUUCAGUUUCAUGGCAUAUCAUCGCAACAUAAAACAUAAUUCCAUCCGCAUAUCAU